AUGUUUUCGUCAAGUCGUACAACUAAAAACCUGACUUGUGGGUUUAAAGUGAACACCAACUCCCCUCAAUGGCACAAGAGCAUGACGAAAAUCCUCAAGAAAAUCAGAGGAGGGAAUUUUUGGAUAGACGUGGAUGAAGGAAUGGCAUACGUAACGGGUCAAGGAGAUCCAAACAAGCUACUAAAACUUAUGGGUUCGAAGAGAAGCAAAGAUGCUGAAAUGGCGUUUGUGAAAACCGGAACACAUCAUCGUCCUCAUCAUGAUCCUAACUUCUGCAAUAACUAUCAAAGUUCUUUCUUUGGUGGGCAAUCAGCAACGCCAUAUUGGCCAGGGUACUAUCCACAAGGGCAGGGAAUGUUACCUUUUCAGCAAUACCCAUUCCCCGGCGGCUAUAAUAACUACGGUUAUUAUUAA
This is a messenger RNA of Camelina sativa (false flax), 414 nucleotides long. RefSeq lists its product as uncharacterized. NCBI's taxonomy places the organism in Eukaryota, Viridiplantae, Streptophyta, Magnoliopsida, Brassicales, Brassicaceae. The record is from RefSeq and is a predicted model, not a curated record.